Hordeum vulgare subsp. vulgare (domesticated barley) is the source of this 1847-nucleotide messenger RNA. Its product is annotated as trimethyltridecatetraene synthase-like. The transcript is spliced from 2 exons. Gene Ontology annotation, molecular function: heme binding; oxidoreductase activity, acting on paired donors, with incorporation or reduction of molecular oxygen; monooxygenase activity. Lineage: Eukaryota; Viridiplantae; Streptophyta; Magnoliopsida; Poales; Poaceae. Bases 49 to 1596 code for a protein of 515 amino acids. The record is from RefSeq and is a predicted model, not a curated record.
CAGCCUCAUCAACCUUGCAAGUUUAGUAGAAACCAGCUCCAACUCCAAAUGGAGGUUAGGGCAUGGGCAUGGGCCUCCAUCAUGACCGUCGUCCUCGUCGUCCUAACCAUUCUCCGCCGUGACCGUGGCUCGCAGCCGCAGGGGAACAGGCUUCCACCAGGACCGAAGCCGUGGCCCGUGAUUGGGAACCUCAAUCUCAUCGGCGCCCUGCCGCACCGGUCAAUUCACGAGCUCUCCAAGCAAUACGGCCCGUUGAUGCAGCUUCGUUUUGGGUCCUUCCCCGUCGUGGUGGGCUCCUCGGCCGAGAUGGCCAGGUUCUUCCUCAAGACCCAGGACACUGUGUUCGCCGACCGGCCAAGGACCGCGGCCGGCAAGUACACCACCUACAACUACUCCGACGUCCUGUGGGCGCCCUACAACGCUCACUUCCGCCACGCGCGCAAGCUCUUCGUCACCGAGCUGUUCAGCACGGCGCGGCUCGAUUCCUACAAGCACAUCCGCCACGAAGAGGUGAGCGCGCUGCUGCGCGACCUGGCCGUGCACGGGACAUCUGGCCGUGUCGUGCAGCUCAGGGGCUACCUAUUCGCGGCGACCAACGGUAUCAUCUCGCGAGUGGUGCUGGGCAAGAAGUACGCGGACAAGGAUGCUAGAGGCUCGGCAGCCAUGCCUCUGGAGGAUUUGUCGGGGUUAAUUGAAGAGUUUUUCCUUCUCAACGGCGUGAUCAACGUCGGUGAUUUUAUUCCGUGGUUGAACUGGCUGGACCUGCAAGGGUACGUGGGGAGGAUGAAGAAGUACAGCAAAAAGAUGGACCUGUUUCUCGAGCAUGUCCUGGAGGAACACGAGAAGCGCCGGCAUGUUGAGGGGGAGCAGUUCGUGGCGAGGGACAUGGUGGACGUGCUGAUGCAGCUCGCCGAUAAUCCUAACCGGAUUGACCGGAACACCGUGAAGGCUCUCACUCAGGAACUUAUCGUCGGGGGUUCGGAUACAUCCAGUGUAACCAUAGAGUGGGCGAUGUCGGAGGUUGUCAGGAACCCUGAGGUGUUGGGCAAGGCAACCAAGGAGCUCGACUGUGUGGUCGGCCGUGACAGGAUGGUGAUGGAGAAGGACAUCCCAGAGCUCCCAUACAUAGAGGCCAUCGUGAAGGAGGCCAUGCGCAUGCACCCGGUGUCGCCCCUGUUGGCGCCUCACCUGGCACGUGAGGACGCGUACGUCGACGGCCACGCCAUCCGCGCCGGCACACUCGUCCUCGUCAACGUGUGGGCCAUCGGCCGUGACCCGACCCGUUGGGACGCGCCGGACGAGUUCCGACCGGAGAGGUUCAUAGGGAGCAAGGUGGACGUGAAGGGGCAGGACAUGGAGCUACUACCGUUCGGGGCGGGCCGGCGGAUGUGCCCCGGUUAUAGCCUGGGACUCAAGAUGGUGCAGUUGAUCGUCGCCAAUUUGCUGCAUGGCUUCGCGUGGGGGCUUCCCGACGGUAUGGCACCGGAGCAGCUUAGCAUGGAGGAAAUAUACGGGCUCACCACUGCGCGUAGGUUCCCGUUAGAGGCAGUGGUGAAGCCUAAGCUCCCAGUCCCUGCACACCUCUUCAGCUGCUAGCACCCAUGUAUGCAUCUUAAUUAAGGUCAGCUCUUUUGAGUUGUGGCUUUUGCAGUGCAGUGGAUCGCAUUCUAUCCUUUAUCUUGUUUUCAGAUAUACGUGAUGAGAAGUCUCUAACAUCCGAGUUCUGGAACUAUGAGUUCGUUUUGUGUCUGUAAUAUUUGGUGCUAGCUGCUGUAGCUGGAUUUCCUGCGUUCAGAUGCUUCGCUUUUUUAGUUUUCUGGUUGUUCAGAGUUGAGAUACUAUGCUGG